AUGACAUUCUCUCUCAUUCGCCGAUCAAUUCUCUCGGCUACUGCAUCCCGCAGCGCCAUCCGGCCAUUUUCCACAGGGCGCGCCUUGCGCCAGAGCGAUGACAAGCCCAUGCCAUUCUCCGAUUCCCCGGCUCCUCCUCGCCUCCCGAAGGAAGAACAGGAGAUCUUCGAGCAGCUCCAGAAGCGUUCAACCGGUGCAUUCAGCACACCCCAAGUCAACCAGUCCCCGCAGGCAGAAAUCCAAGCCGAUGGCAGUGGUGGCGAGCUCCACCCCGAUGCGCCGAAGGGACUGAAGCCCGAGUUUGAGGGCGAGAAGAACCCGAAGACUGGUGAAGUUGGUGGACCGAAAAAUGAGCCUCUGCGCUGGGGCUCCAGGGGUGAUUGGAGUUACGGAGGUCGUGUCACAGAUUUCUAA
Messenger RNA from Penicillium soppii, 414 nucleotides. RefSeq names its product succinate dehydrogenase assembly factor 4. The transcript has a single exon. The record is from RefSeq and is a predicted model, not a curated record. Gene Ontology annotation, cellular component: mitochondrion. Gene Ontology annotation, biological process: mitochondrial respiratory chain complex II assembly. The coding region runs from base 1 to 414 and encodes 137 amino acids. Lineage: Eukaryota; Fungi; Ascomycota; Eurotiomycetes; Eurotiales; Aspergillaceae.